AUGGUUAAAAGGAGGGGAAAGCCAGGCUUUACUAGUUUCAAGAACUCCUUGGAUCUUAACGGAAAUGCCUACCUCGGUUCUGUUUUGGGUGUCUUGUAUGAUCGUCAAGAUGAGAUAUCACCAGCUGCAGUUUUAGGUGGAAUUGAUCAGAUUAUCUGGAGUCGUAAAGGUGUCAAUGACAAGCUGAAGACACACCAUGUGUAUGCUAAUAUGUCUCUAAGGGUCACCAUUAGGAAGAAGCAGCUGAAAUGCUUAAAAAAUGGAUGUUCAAGUUUCAGAACAUGGUCAGCUUCAGGCGGAGUAGGGGCAAGCUGUAUCAGAAAACUCAUGAGGGAGCUCAGCUUAUUCAAUCAACUAAUACAGCCAAGUCAACAAAAGAAUGUGCAUCUUUUCAUUCGGGGUGUGUUGAGAAGUCUAAGAAGAGCGAGCAGCCAUUUCAAGAUCUUUCAAGUGAAAAAGGCUCCACAGUGCUAG
This is a messenger RNA of Eruca vesicaria subsp. sativa (arugula), 474 nucleotides long. The record is from the annotation of a GenBank genome assembly. Lineage: Eukaryota; Viridiplantae; Streptophyta; Magnoliopsida; Brassicales; Brassicaceae.